Messenger RNA from Drosophila montana, 4502 nucleotides. It is a transcript of the gene Socs16D, whose product is annotated as Suppressor of Cytokine Signaling at 16D. Gene Ontology annotation, cellular component: phosphatidylinositol 3-kinase complex. Gene Ontology annotation, molecular function: 1-phosphatidylinositol-3-kinase regulator activity. Lineage: Eukaryota; Metazoa; Arthropoda; Insecta; Diptera; Drosophilidae. Gene Ontology annotation, biological process: intracellular signal transduction; phosphatidylinositol phosphate biosynthetic process. The record is from RefSeq and is a predicted model, not a curated record. The transcript has 9 exons. The coding region runs from base 288 to 3662 and encodes 1124 amino acids.
UCACACUGGAAACGACGCUGAAACGACGUCGAAGUUUUGGACGAAUAAAAUAAUGCUGAAAUUGAAAGCAGCAGCCGAAAAACAAUUGCAAUGUGUGCAAAUGCAAGCAAUCAAUAUGUGUUUAUUAACAAAGUGCGUGUGUUAAGCAAAAAGUGCGAUCUGUAGGCGUGUAGCAGUGCAAUCGCAGCCAGGCAAGAGAGAGCCAGUGCCCAAAGCCAAAGCUUGCUACACACACACUCUCACACACCUCCCACACAAACACACACACACGCACACGCACACUGAACAUGGAAUCGUCCAUUAAGCUUAAGGAGUGCAACAGCUCAAAUGGCAAUACGAAUCAGAGCCUCAAUCAGAAUCAACUGUGCAAUGGCAACAGCAACAGCAACAGCAGCUGCACCGGAAGCACCAGCAAUGGGGUGUCCGUUAGCAUUUGCAGCAGCGACAGCUUUAGCAGCAUGAUGCCGCCGCCGGCAACGCCGCGCGACCACGAGCUGGUCAGCGCCAACAGCAUCGAGCUGAAUGCUGCCGCAUCGCUGAGCGAUGACAGCGGCGUUCCAUUGACCACCAACAGUUCCAUAUCCAGCGGCGAUUCCUAUCGCAUUGGCAUGUGCAAAUUCGAGAUUGAGAUGGUGGAAAGCGAUGGCGAGGUCUCGCAGUUUGAUUCGCUGGACAACUGCUCGGAGGGUGGCAUGAGCGCGGAGAACUUUAAUACGCUUAAAAAGGGGCCACUGGCACCGAUUGAUCCACCGCCCGAAUUUCAGGAUUCGCCGCAAACGACCCUGGUGCGCUCCAUCUCCAAGAACAUUGUGAACAGCCUGCGCCGCUGGACCUCAUCGCAAUCAUCGUUCGAACAUCUGAAGGAUGAUGUGACCAUGGUCAGUGCAGCGGUGGCCAGCGGCGCAGCCAGCCAGGAGCUGGUCCUGCUGCUGGCCAAGCCGACGGCGGACAACAGCAGCAGGCUGUUGGGCAGCGAUGCCGCUGCCGUGGUGGUCAGCACACAGCCCGGGGCAACGGUGUGCGGGAUGCUCUGCCAGGAGCGAACGCUCAAGGAAUCGUAUGCCAUUAACAAGCAUUUAUAUUCAAGCGAUUCCAUACUGAACAGCCAUACGGACAACAUAUACGACGAGCCCAACAACAUAAUAAGCAGCUCGCUGGGCAACAGCAUCGAUCUGCUGGACGAAGAUGAUGAUGACGACGAAGAUGACGAUGACGAGGACGAGGAGGACAAUGAGGCUGCCUCCGAGCAGAGCAGUUGUUCGCCAUCGCUGCCAUCGCCGCCGCCGCCCGUUUCCAUAAUUAAAAUCAAACAGACCUUGUGCCCCUACUAUCAGGAUCAUACGCGCUACUUCAAGGCGAUACCCACGGAACAGGAUAGCAUUGCCAGCGCCAAGGCGGCGGCGGCACAGCAGCGCUUCAAUACCGCCGGCCUCUCCGAGAUACACGACUAUGAUCUGUAUUAUGGCGGGCGUGGCAGGCAGCCGGCGCUGCAGCCGCAGGACAACAGCAGCCUGCAGCGGCGACAGUUGCUAUACAGCCCGUUGGGCCAUACCAGCCAUUGCCACUAUCACUCGCAUCAUGCGCACUACCAUCAUCAUCCUCAUGGAGCUCAUCAUCAUCAGCAUCAUGGACACUAUCAGCAUGGCCAGCGGCCCAAUUCACGCAACUCGCUCAACAGCCGGCUGAGCAGCUCGCACAAUUCGCUGAAUGUCUCGUCGGCCAAUAAGCCGGACGAUUCCAUCUUCAUCACGCAGGCGAUGUCGCAUGAUGCGCUCUUCACGCGCGAAAUUUCCGAUUUCUAUAAUGUGCCCAUCGAUUCGGAUAUUUAUGCGUUUCCCGUCGACAUGAUCGAACAGCAGCUGGAGAAGCAGCAGCUGGAGCAGCAGCAGCUGGAGAAGGAGAAGCAACAGCAGCAGCAACAGCAGCUGGAGAAGCAACAGCAGGUGGCCAACAAACAUCCGGCGGGCUAUCACAAGGCCGCCAGCAGGCGCAACAAACGCAACAAGCGCAAACAACGCUACGCGGCGGGCGCUGCGGCGCCAGAGACCAGCGACGAUGGCGGCGACAAGGCGGGCAAGCAUGGCAAAUAUCGGACGCCUGUGGUGCAGACUGGUGAAACGGAGCCGCUGCACAUGACGCUCGACGAGGUGAAACAGUUCUAUCACACGCUCUAUUCCGAUGCGGGCAAAUCCUCCUGGUGCGCCGGUGGCGUCGGCGGCGGCGGCAACAACAAAAUGCCAAACACAGCGGCUGGCAGCGGCAAAGCGAUGGGCGUUAAGUCCAGCAACGAGACCAUCUGGAGCGUGUCCACGAAUGCGACCAAUACCACAAACACAACCACAACGACGGCGCGCACGCGCAGCAGCGCGGGCACCAAUCGGGGUGGUGGUGGUGCUGACAGCGCCGCCAAAUAUCUGAGCAAGCAGAGCAAACAUAAUAUCGACAAUGAUAAGCUGAACAACAACAACAAUAACAACAACAACAGCAGCAGCAAUUAUGCACAGCAGCAACAACAACCCGCACCAGCAGCAGCAGCAGCAACUGCCGCCACGAACAGCACUUUAAGCGGCGGCGGCGGCGGCGGCGGCACCACGACGACGACAACCAUCAGCACACAGGUGCCCAGCUCGUCGGACAAGCUGCUGGCAUCGGAUCAACAGCAACAGCAACAGCAGCAGCAGCCCAACAACAACAAACAUCUGCUGCAGACGGAAAAGAAGUCACAAUUCUCGCUUAACCUCAAGCAAAAGUUCUGCAGCAUCUUUCGCUUUCGGCGCAGCAAUCACAGUCGUUGUCGCGCCAAUGCGGCGGCAGCAGCAGCAGCAGCAACAGCAGCAGCAGCAGCUGCUGCGGCGGCGGCCAAUGCCACAGCUGUCAAUGCCACGUCGUCAACAACAGCGACGGCAAAUUGUGCGUCGAAUCUAACGGAUGCGGAGGAGACGAACAAUUGCCUCAAUCGCAGCGAGCCAAGCGCUGAUCUACGCAAGAAGUUUCAGUCGCGUGCGCUGCCGCCAUUGCCAAAGAAAGCUUAUGCCAUUGACGCCGCCGAAACGGAGCCGGAGGAGCAAAAGAAGAGCGCCGGAGCCCAAGAGCCACGUGCCCUACAGUUUACCUCAAGCAUUGAGAAAGUCAAAGAUUACGGCUGGUAUUGGGGUCCAUUGUCCAGCGAGGCCGCCGAAAAGGUGCUCUCCAAUGAGCCGGAUGGCUCGUUCAUUGUCCGCGACAGCUCCGAUGAUCAUUACAUAUUCUCGUUGAGCUUCAAGCUAAACAACUGCGUGCGCCAUGUGCGCAUCGAACAGGAUCAGGGCACAUUUUCGUUUGGCUCGUAUGCCAAGUUCAAAUCCCAAACUAUAACCGAGUUCAUUGAGAAGGCGGUUGAACAUUCGCGCAGCGGCAGAUAUUUGUUCUUCCUGCAUCGUCGACCGGAACAUGGACCAAUGCGCGUGCAAUUAACCAAUCCAGUAUCUAGAUUUAAGCAUGUACAAAGCUUGCAGCAUAUGUGCAGAUUUGUUAUACUCAAGGCGGUUAUACGAAAGGAUCUAAUACAGACAUUGCCAUUACCAAGAAGACUUCUAGACUAUCUUAACUAUAAGCAUUGCUACUCCGAGCAGGUGGAGAGCGACAGUUCGCACUCGCAGAUAUCUGGCGAUGGCUCCAUGUAAAAUUUAGCAAGGCAAUUUGACGACAAUGAAAUUUAACGAUGCGACAGUGAAAGGCGAAAGCAACAGAAAUUAUUAUAUAAUAUAAGUAGUAGAAUUUAACAAAUCGAACAGAUAAGCAAAUGAGAAAGCAAAGCGACAACAAAGUCAGUUAAAAACGUUGUGAGAACAAGAAGAAGCAACAGCAGCAACAAAUAAUUAAAUGCGAAUUGUUGAUAGGAAAAAGAAAGAAACAAACAAAAGGAAGUAAAGAAAGGGAAAUUCAAAACUAUGUUUAUUGAUCAUUUUUGUACUCGGUGCUAUACUAUAAUUAUAAACUAAUUAAUGAAAAGUAAAAGCAAAACAAAACAAAACAAAAAAAAAAACAUAUUAUAUAUUGAUAUGCGUAGUCAAGUAAAACAACAACAACAAUAAGAAGAACAGCAAUAGCAACUGUAAACAAACAGAUGUAUAUAAUUAUGCAUAACUAGAAUGGAUAAUAGAUAACAAAUAAUAAUAAUAAUAACAACAAUAAUAUUAAUAAUUAUAAUAAUAACAAUAACAAUAACAAUUUACACAGCCAGCUCCAGACUUUGUGCACGAUGCAUUUUGCGAGCGCGUUGAAUUCUGAUUUGAAGAAUUCUGUGAAUGAAACAAACUUUAAAUAUGCUUGCCUUUUAGCUGUGAUUUUUUCCCCCUUCCUCAAUUAUAAUCAUAUAUAAGCUAUAUGUAUAAGAUGUUUUCCAAAAGUCGAUCGACUGAUCAUGUUUUCAUUUGCAUAAUGGCUACAAAUCGAUAUGUUUAACUGUAAAUUUGCUCAAGUCCUUGAAACGAUACAACGAAAUCAAUAAAUAGAAAAGAAAA